This is a messenger RNA of Aphidius gifuensis, 564 nucleotides long. RefSeq lists its product as uncharacterized. The transcript is spliced from 4 exons. The record is from RefSeq and is a predicted model, not a curated record. Lineage: Eukaryota; Metazoa; Arthropoda; Insecta; Hymenoptera; Braconidae. Bases 89 to 508 code for a protein of 139 amino acids.
UAACGUUCACAAUAUAUUACGAAUUUAUCAUAAUAAAUUAUUAUUUUAAAAAGUUAUAAGUUUUUUUUUCAUUUGAAAAUUCAUUAUAAUGACGUCUCCAAAAUUAAUAGCAAGUUUUAUACUUGUACUUUUUAUCGCAUGCAGUCUAUUUGAUCAUAGCGUUAGUAUGCCGGGUUAUAGGCAUGACUAUGACUCUGACUCUGACUUUGAUGAAGAAGAAAGUGGUAUCGAAGCUAAAUUACAAAAUGAACUUCCUGAACUAACCAAUAGACAAAUAAUUGUACUUGAGAGACUCUCUAUCUAUAUGGAGCAGCAUAUAUCAUCCAAAAGCACUACUCGUCGGCAAUUAAAAAAUGCACUUCCUGAACUAACUAAUAGACAAAUAUUCAAAAUUUCAAGAAUAUUCACAAGUCAAAUAAGAUCUUCCUUCGAAACAACUACAAAACCUCCAUCUCGACACACUAGAAAACCAACAGAAUCAUCCGAAGAAUAUUCUGAUGAAGAUUAAAGUAAUUUUUUCUCGAUUACUGGUUUCUAUGUUACAUAUAGUUGGGUACUUUUUCA